AAAAAUUAAAUCUAUUGAUAUCUGCUGUCAUGUCAUGUCAAGCACUUCCCGAUGGAUGGACUCGCGAAGAGAUCAUUAGACGCAAUGGUCUGUCGGCCGGAAAGAUCGAUGUCUUCUACUAUAGUCCGACGGGUCGUAAGUUCCGGACGAAGCCUCAGUUGUCGCGAUAUUUGGGCGAUUCGGUCGACUUAACCACUUUUGACUACAGAACCGGAAGAAUAAACUCAUCACUCAUGAGGAAAAGCAAACGAUCGAAAGGAGGUCUCAUGGCUUACGACUACACGAAGAAUAUGCGCAACGACUCGUCGCUGAUCCCACCCAUCAGGCAGACGGCGUCCAUCUUCAAGCAACCGGUGACUGUGAUUAAGUCACAGCCGGACAGUCGUGUCAAAGGAGACCUCAAACACGGCAACCAAAGCGAGAAACCGAAGCAAUUGUUUUGGGAGAAACGUCUCGAAAGACUCGAUGCCUCUAAUGUAGAGCUCGAAGAACUCGAGAACUUUGAUCUGCCCGUCAAUAUGAGACCCGUUGGCCCGCAUAUGAGCAAAGAUACUCUCCUCAGGAGUAUUGCCACCGCUCUCCACAUUCACACACAACCAAUCACUGGACAGAUGAGCGCUAAAGACAAUCUCGAGAGAGAACCGGCUGUUUAUCUCAAUCCCGAUCAGCCAUUGAUUCACACAAUGAUUAUAUCCGACGAUGACAUCAAGAAACAAGAGCUUAGAGUUCAAAGCGUUCGCCAGAAACUUGAAAAGGCUUUAAAUGAAUGCGAGAAUUGAGCUGAAGUUUGAAUUGUCUGCUCAUUAGAUUGAGUUUAGUAUCAAUAUAUCAUACUUUCUAUCCUCUAAUCAAUCAUUUCGUAAAUAAUUUAAAAUCAUUUUACC
Messenger RNA from Oppiella nova, 884 nucleotides. The record is from the annotation of a GenBank genome assembly. NCBI's taxonomy places the organism in Eukaryota, Metazoa, Arthropoda, Arachnida, Sarcoptiformes, Oppiidae.